AUGAAGGAUUUCAAAAAAGAUAUAAACGACUUCAAAAAAGAUAUGAAGGACUUCAAAGAAGAUGUUAAAGAUGUGAAAAAGACAGUAACGGUUAUAGAAACCAAAAUGAACGCUGUUGAAACCAGAAUGAGCUUACAGGAAUCAAAGCUGAAAAAUCUUCCUUUAAUGACUGUAAAGGAAAUUCCUGGUGAAUUUCUCGUUGAUAAUGGAAUUCUAUAUUGUAAUUUUUGCGAUCAUUCCAUUGACUGGAUGCGAAAAUCAACAGUUGAUGACCAUCUUAAUAUUAUAACGCACAAAAAUAAAAAACGGCUAUUUGAAAAUAAAAAACACUGGCAGCAACAAACAAUUGAUACAACUUUAUCUUCUUCUGAAUCAAAAAAAGCUAUAAUUCAUGAUUUGAUUGAAGCUUUUACUAUAACAGAUAUCCCUUUAGAAAAAGUUAACUUCUUACUUGUAUUUUUUAAGACAUAA
Messenger RNA from Rhizophagus irregularis DAOM 181602=DAOM 197198, 471 nucleotides. RefSeq lists its product as uncharacterized. The record is from RefSeq and is a predicted model, not a curated record. NCBI's taxonomy places the organism in Eukaryota, Fungi, Glomeromycota, Glomeromycetes, Glomerales, Glomeraceae.